UACGCUUGAGUACCAUGGCGAAGAAACUGGCGGCGGACGAUCCGAACCUGAUCGCCAUGAUCGUCGACCACCUCAAGAGCCGCGGCCUUUUCGAUGAGUUUCGUAGAGACUGCCUGGCUGAUGUUGACACCAAGCCAGCCUAUCAGAAUCUUAGACAGAGAGUUGACAAUUUUGUGUCCAAUCACUUGGCUAAUCACGAGUGGAAUCCAAGCCUUAACAAAAAUCAGCUGCGUAAUGAACUUCGACAGAGGGUCUGUAAAUCAGGCAUGUUGGAAUCGGGCGUUGACAGAAUUAUUUCUCAGGUAGUGGAUCCAAAGCUGUAUCACAUUUUCAAACCACAGAUAGAGAAGGCGGUCCAUGAAUUUAUGGCUACAGAAAUGAAAGAGGAUGUUGUGCCAAAUCCACCUCCAGAGCCUGAGAAACAAGAGCUCUCAGCUCCAACUUCAGGUACACCCUGAGGUAGCACUUCAAAUGCCCUAGCACCAGCAUGAUAAUGACUGUUUGCUACCCUGAGCAGCAUCAUCUUCAGCUGCAGUUGCACGAUCAGUUAAGAAUAAAUUUUACUCUGGGGCAAAGUCCUUUUCUAGGAUAAACCAAGUUAAAUGCUGUCAACUGUUUACAGCAGCAUUGCUGCAUCAUUAUGUUAAAUAGAGGAAGUUCUUGGAAAUAGGCAGUGAAGAAAACAUGGAAGUUGAUGGAUCGCAAUUGCAGACAGAAUUUGGGGACUUCAGGAACCAAUGUGAACAGAUGCGUUGAUGCUUUGGGUGACAUUUCAAACUUGAAUAAAUGUUAAGUGAUCAGGAUAAAUGAAGAAAAUGUUAUACUAUAAAUGGACAAGUUGUGACUUCAGUUGAAGAAGGACAUGGAUUUUUUUUUAAAUUUCCAAUUUCUUAUUCCAUGCAAGAUAGCCCACUUAUCUAAAAGGCAACUCCCUUUUCUAGAAGUCAAUACAUUGUGCAUUAAUCCUUUGAGGAAUGAAAUAUUUUGCACCAAAAUAUAACAUUUGCUUUGAGGGAGUGGUUCAGAGAGUACUGACAGUAGACAAAAAAUCUGUACUUAUGUUAGCAUCUUUAGAACAUUUAGCACUCAAUUAUUUAUGGAGUAAUAAUUUGAAUACCCUGUAUGUCAGUAAUUUAAGGUUGGUUAUGUAAAUCCAGUAGUGAAUGGGUUAAAUAAUUUUCCAAGAAUUCUUUUGUUAAAAUGUUACUUUAGAAAUAAUGUAUUGAAAGCUUCUAUUUGUUCUAAAUAAUUUAUACUGCUGAAUUUAUAUAUUAUCUUGUUGCAAUUAAACCAGAUCAUUGUCCAUUGAAAACCCUGGUAAUUAGUCAGCCACAUAUUUUGUCUAGUUUUGCAGUUGCUGUUUUGUUCUGUCUCACAUGUUCUCAGAAUAGCCUUUAUUGUGGGACAAGAGAUGCUAUCUUGCUGUACUGACUCCUAGACUUUGCUUUCUCUUUUUGGCAUUGACAUAGCCACGUAUUGCACUAUAUCAAAACUGCAAGAAAAUUGACUAAAAGAAGCUUACUUGCCAUAUAAUUGAGUCUACGAAAAUGUCACUUGCGUGGAACCUGUCUGAUGCUGUGAAAGCAAUGCUGGAUAUUUCUCCAUCUUUUGUUCUGUGCUUGGCUGAAGUGCUGUCUUCUAAUUACAUUGACAUUGGGAAUUUUGUUGGUGUGACUGAGCAUGAGAAGUUCUAAACAAAAAAACUGCCUGGUGAAUUUGUUCUUUCAGAUUUUCUGUUAACUUCUUUUAAAAGUAGUACACCAAGACCCUCCCAAUGCUGAUCAAUUUACAGAAUUGCAUUUGUAAUAAUACAAAUUGCAAAAUGGUUUUGUGUACGCAAAGUAAAACGGGUAAUAUAUUUCUACACUCAGUUCCAUGGUUUGAAUACAACUCCACUUGGGCAAGAAAAGAUGGAUGAGAUCCAUGAAGCAAUCUUGCACUUAGACCUUAAGAUGUAGGCGCAGAAUUAGGCCAUUCAGCCCAUUGGGGCCGCUCCACCAUUCAAUCAUGGUUAAUAUGUUUCUCAACCCCAUUCUCCUGCAUUCUCCCGCAUUCUCCCUAUAACGCUUGAUCCCCUUACUAAUCAAGAACCUAUCUAACUCUGCCUUAAAUACACUCGAUGACUUGGCCUCCAAAGCCCUCUGUGGCAGUCACAGAUUGUAACACGGUUACACAGAUUAACCACCCUCUAGCUAAAGAAAACCCUCCUCGUCUCAGUUGUAAAGGAGCGUCCCUUCACUCUGAGGCUGUGCCCUCUGGUCCUAGUCUCUCCUAUUGGAAAUAUCAUUUCCAUGUCCUUCAGUGUUCUGUAAGUUUCAAUCAAAUACCCUCAUCCUUCUAAACUCUGUCCAUUACAGACCCAGAGUCCUCAACCCCUCAUUAUAUGACAAGAUCUCCAUUGCAGAAACAUUCUUGUAAACUUCUUCUGGACCCUCUCAAAGGCCAGCAUGUCCUUGCUUAGAUAAGGGGCCCAAAAAUCUCAAUAUUCCAUAUAUGGUCUGACCAGAAUCUCAUACAGCCUCAGCUGUAUGUCUGCUGUGGUAUUUUGGCCCUCUUGAAAGGAAUGCUAACAUUGUACUCGCCCCUUCUAACUGUGCCAGGCUGUCUAGUGUGUAGCUUACAUGUGCACAGCUCCAGUAGGUUAGAGUUAUGGGAGACAGGACUAUAUCUCUGUCAUUUUUAUAUUGUCAUUAACCUUUUAGCUCCAGUUCUUUUAUCCUGGCAUUUGUGUCAGCUCCCUGUAUUUGCACUGUUAAAUUCUGUUUCCUUAUCCAAAUGACAAACAAUAGACAUUGCUUGGUAAUAGAAUUCUAGGUCUAUCAGAAUAAUGCAACUUGAAGACUUCGGAUUCAAUCUGAAGUCAAUGCUGAAUUGGGAAAUCUUCAACCGGAUAGGUUACUGCGUCUCUGUUCAGAGCCUCUAGUUUUAAUAGGUCAGGGAUGCUGCUCCUACUCUUGACAACAAUUGUAACUAGAUUUUUCACUGAUGUACUAGGGCAAAACUCAAUAGUGAUACUUCCCACAACUGAAUGUGUAGCCUCAUUAGCUCAGACUAUUCAAGUUGUUUCUGAUUUUGUAGUCGCUGGCUUUCCAUAGAGCUGUAUGAAUUGCCUUAAAGCAGUCUGGGGAUGGAAGAAGAUCUAAAUUCAGAUAAAAAUUCAAGGGGAUUUUUUUGUGUGUAGAGCUAAUUUUUCCAGGAUAGUUUUUAGACUAUUUCUUGAACUUUGCUAGAUAGAGGGGUGUUUUGUCUCCUUCCCUGCCCCCAUCUACCUACCCCACCCCCUUCCCACAGGUAACGAACUAUGUUACUUUGCACGUUUGCUAAAUGAUUUCUGCAUUUUCAUUUUACUAUAAUAUUUGGGUUCUUCAGAAAGUAUCACUGAAAGGGACUGGGAAUGACAGUACCUCAUGGCUCUUGCACCUAUUCACCUCGAUCAUUGGUUUGAAUUUCAAAGCGAAUAAUCAAGCAUAGGUUGUAGUUAAUUUUACCGUGUGCUCAUCUAAAAUUGCGUAAAAGAUGUUCUGAUAGUUUGGAUCAGGGAGGUGAAGUUUCUGAAGUUAAGAUUUUUGCCUUAAUUUUUGUUUCAAUGAAAUUCCGGUGACUAAAAUCUAAAACCAAACUUUGGAUCACUAGAUGUGUGCAGUAAUUAAGCAUUGGGCAACAACAGCAAAAACAUGAAUGCUUGGACUUGGUUACUUAAAAUUGAAAGCCUCCCUUGAUACGUUGAAGUGGCAAAGUUUAGUCUGCUAUGCAGAAUCAUGUCUGUCUCCAGGGCCAAGUACCCUCCAAGCUCUCAAUUUUGUAGGCUGGACUGUACAAUGGUCUCUUGAGAAAUCAGUUAUUUCAGGAGAGAAGGGAAGAAAAUUAUUACAAAAAUGAAAAAGAAUUAGCGGUUCAGGUUGACUCAGCAGGGUUUGAUUUGGCCAAUGGUAUAAAACUUGUGGAGAACCCAAAUAUAUGUUUCAUCCUGAUUGGGUUUUUUCACUUGUACCAACCCCACAUUUUAUUAACCAUGUAAUUUCAGGAGUUAAUUUAGUUAUUUUCAUCUCAAAAUAAUUUAUCCUUAUGCUCGAACGUUUAAUGAGAAGUAAAGUAUGGGAGAAUAAAAUCCCAAACUGCUCAGGGUUUUGUUUGCUUUUUUUCCUGUUUAUUUUGAGGCCAAUUUGAGUCAUUUAUGUUGCAUAGAGAUCCUUAAAGACAUGUAUUUUCCACCUUGAAAACCAAUUAGAUUAAGUAAAAGGGUCACAUUUUGCCAAGUAUCAAGUUAGAAACUUUAGUGUUUCCAAUAUUUUUGCACAGCUCCCAAAUUUUAGUUGAAUCACUGGAUUACCUAGACUGAUUUCAGAGAACUCUGUGCUAAGUAGGCCGUGUUUUUAAACUACUGAAAGCCAUAAAUAUCUUUCUGUCUCGACUAAGAGUUAACAGAGUACCCUUUAUAGUAACAAUGAUGUAGAAUUGUUGGUUCUGUGAACUAAUUGCGAGGCUGGUCCCUUGCAAAUGUAUGGUUACAUGUCUUUAGUCCUGUAGAAGGUGCACAGAAGCACCCGUUGUACUAGCAUUCAGUAUCUAAGAUUAAAUUUGUGGUAGAAUCCUAAAUUGAGUUGCUCACCAGGUCUGAUUGACCAAAUGACACUUAUUGUCACGUAAUGUAUAUGCUGGCUCCUAGAUGCCUUGAAUGUCUUAACCUUAAUACAACACCUUUCAUUAUUUUUCUAAAUUAGAUUUCAACAUUGCCAAAGGCCAUUUUCUGGACAGAGUUUGCUUCACUUUUGUAUGCUUGUGUAAUCCAUUUACAGAUUAAUUGGUUCCAACAGAUUGUAAAAUUUAGUGGUCACACUUCUGAUAGUUAUGACUUGGCUGUUCUGCAAUACUGAAGUCUUUUCUUUGCAUAUUUUUUCCUGUUAUACUCGUUCAUUAAAAUUCAAGAUAGCCUUUCCUAAUCAUGUGAUUUAAAAUAAAAUUUUAAAAAUCUUGUUUUGGCUGUGAAGUGGAAGACUUAAAAAAUUUAAUUGCACUGUAUAUUUUUGAUUUAAUAAUAUAGAUUUGAAUCUAGAUUAGAGAUAUCUAAUCAACAUUUUCAUAAGUAGUGCAAAUGAUAUCCAAGUAUGAUUUUGAAUUAAUGUUAUACUUGAAGUGCAAAUUGUAAGUUUUGGGCAAGUUCAAUAAAAUUGAACAUUGUAACUUCUUCCUUUCUACCAAAAUGUUUACUGCAAGAUAUGAAAAUUGAUGUUUAUUUUUUAUUGUGGACAAAAACUAAUGAGUUAUAUAUUUAUAGAAAUGUCAUUAGUAUGGACCCUAUCUUUUAGUAUUGUAAUUUAGAAAGUAUCCUUUGGACAAAAGUUUACAAUUGGCCAAAAUAUCUCCAUGACUGUGUUUAAAAUUUAGUGGAUUUCCACCUCAUCUUGAAAACUAAGUUGCAUUGUGGGAUUGUGGUCAUCAUUCUCUGAAAUGACAAUCUCCAGAGUAUGCACAAACAUGUAAGAAUUGAACAGAAAAUCUGCAAAUUGCGAAUGACUUGAGCAACAGAAAAAGAAGCAACAAAAUUUUAAAAAAGACUUUUCUUGCAUUUUACAGUUUGAUUUAUAGGUACAAAUUCCAAACUAAUUGAAAUCUUUCAGUCACUACAGUUUAUUUUUGAUAACUUGUGGAUUUUUUUAAAAAAAAACCUCACCUAAGUAAAUGUUGACUUCAUGUCUGUCAGUUUCUAAGUUAAAGAAAAAUCAAACACUGUACUGAUGUCUUGAUGUUAAUGAAUAAAAUGGAUUUACUCAGGUAGAUUAUGCUGUAUUAUUGUUACUAAAGAUAUAGUAAUAAACCCAAAGAAGAUGAAGCAUCAAUCCUGUUAAUUCUGCUCCCUCAUGUCUACUUAGCUGGUCAGACCCCAAAUGAGGAUCUUUGGCACUAUUUAUUUCAACAGAACAAAUAAAAUUAUGGAAGUAGGCCCGGGAAAAUUGUUGGUAAUUUAAAAGAAGUCUGAUUCUGUAAGCAUAAUUCAAAUGUUUGAUUAACUCCAUUGUUUAAAAAUAGUUAAUUUAUCAAUCUGGAAGGAUUUUCUAAAAAGUUAACAUUCAAUGUAUUUUCUGUAUUACAUAUCUAAGUUCCCUGUUACACUUGUAUUUAGGUUUGACAUCCAAAUGCUGUAUUUUAAGAAGGUGACUUCAUAGAUCACCAAAUUCAGAAAGUAACACUUUGCAAUUCCUUCCUCUGAAAUGUAUGUUCACAAUUUGUAUCAGCUGCACUAUAACAAUGUAAAAAUGAAUCAUGUUUAAAUAAAUAUGCUAAUUGCUUGGCUUCAAAUUAA
This is a messenger RNA of Rhincodon typus (whale shark), 6301 nucleotides long. RefSeq names its product biorientation of chromosomes in cell division 1 (gene bod1). The transcript has 4 exons. Lineage: Eukaryota; Metazoa; Chordata; Chondrichthyes; Orectolobiformes; Rhincodontidae. The record is from RefSeq and is a predicted model, not a curated record. Bases 15 to 458 code for a protein of 147 amino acids.